Carassius carassius (crucian carp) is the source of this 2270-nucleotide messenger RNA. Its product is annotated as inactive tyrosine-protein kinase PEAK1-like. The coding region runs from base 189 to 1970 and encodes 593 amino acids. Lineage: Eukaryota; Metazoa; Chordata; Actinopteri; Cypriniformes; Cyprinidae. The record is from RefSeq and is a predicted model, not a curated record. Gene Ontology annotation, molecular function: protein kinase activity. Gene Ontology annotation, biological process: protein phosphorylation. The transcript has 4 exons. Gene Ontology annotation, cellular component: focal adhesion; actin cytoskeleton.
CAACUUUUCCGCUACACAACCUCAGAUACUAGAUAUGCUGUGGCAAUGUCUCAGACAGCCACAGAGACAGAGAGUAAGUGAGGUAACUGCAUGUGUGCUAAUGAACUAGAAGAUAACUACAGGAACUGACAGUUGGAGGAGUGUGAACCAUCUUUACGAACGCUCACACUUUCACACGCUAUACUACAAUGCAUCAAGCAACAGACUACACUCUCCUGGGAGCAUCAGGGACAUCACCACCCGAACUGCCCAUCAAACAGCGCAGGAGCAAGUCUUCUUCAAACUCCAUCAAGGAUCUAGAGCUGAAGGUGGGAGACCUACACUUGCCUGGACCUCAGACCCCAGCAUCUCCAUUUAUUGAAGUGUUCACUCCUACUGAUUGUAAUGCAGUCCACUGUCCAAUACAUCAUCGCUAUGAAAAUCACCAGGUGCGAUUCUUCUCAGAUGAAAUUCCGCCUCCAGUACCCAAAAAGAGUCUGACGAGAACCCUAUCCCUCCCAGCGGAGACUCUGGACCCUCCUUACCAUGAUCAUAGAAGAACCAGCAACUAUGAAAAUCCCCUAUACAUGACAACGCCAUUCCAUGACACACUUAUAAUACAAGAAGAAGAAGCAGAGGAGUAUCAGGGUUUGUCCAUGCACAGGGUGAACUUUGAUACACCAGAUGAGCAACUUCAAAGUGUCUUCAGAAGCUUCCAGAGCCAUGAGCAAGUUCCCAUGAGCAUCCAAGAAUGUUAUCUUCAGUUUCUCAAGAACACGUUGCAGAACAUUGAAUCGAGCAUCUUCCUAAAUGAACAUGAAAUGGAGAUAGCAAAGACUUCUCAGCCUAAUGACUUUAUUUUGUGUGAGCAGCAGUGGACUGCUUUCUACUUGGUGUGUUGUCCGAAGGUUCCUGGGAGACUGUUUUCAGCAAAGGUUCACAGAGGUGAUUCAGUAUCAGACUGCACCAUGUCCACGCCACAUCCUAACAUUGAGCAAGGCUUGAUCCAUUUUCCACAAUGUACAGCUACAGAUCAAAGUUCCAUCUCACAGCAUGCUCAGACAACUCCAGAGCCUUCACAUGGGGACACCACUGAAGUAUGCCAACAGCAAACAGUUGCUGAUCUUCUGGAGAAUGGUGUUAGUGUGACUGUGCUAAGAGACUUUCCAUUGGGAACACUGGAGGACUUCGUUGAGGAAGGACACUCUUUGCACUCUACCCUUCCAGAGGUUUAUGAGAGGAGGCUUUGUCUUCUUGCCCUCCAGUUGGUACUAGGACUACAGCAACCGGGAUGUUUUAAAGGCAUUCAAGUGGAACUGAAACCACAGAGUGUGACAUUAGUGUGGCCUAGUAUCAUGCGGAAAGUGACUGUCCCUAGGGGUUACCCAAGUGAGAUGAAAAAGGGAAGCUUGAAUACAGACACUUCUACAGGUACACCCAUGAUCACAGUAUCCAAAGAGCCAACAGACAAGAGGACAAAAACCUUGUGGGAGAAGUGGGGCACCCCUCGUUUGGUCCUGAAGAGCCAUUUUGAGGACGAAGUUUCGCAAGAAGCAACAUCCCAAGAGUUCCAGUUGGGGACUUUGCUGAGGUACUGCCUACAUCUCACUGACAGUUGCUCAUCUGUGUGGAAGGUGCCACAAGACACUCCAUACACUCCAGGUUUGCUGUGGCUGGUAACCCAGCUUACAUCUGAGAAACCUGAGCUACUAUUAGCCGAUGUGGCAGGUGUCCUCCAGGCCCUGCUUUGGGGUCCUCGACAAGGACUCUUUCAACAGAACCAAAUGGGGAACUCUGUGUUUUCUAAUUGGCUGUUAUUUAAACGAUCUCUUUUGGUUCUCAAGCUUGCCGAAAAGGGACUGUUUCGGGAUAAGCCUGGCUUGGACUGGGAAGACUAUCUCUGUCUGCAAUAUCUAUCCCUUACUGACCCAGAGACUAUGCACAGCAUAACUAAACGUCUGGGCCUUCAUGACUUCAUUACACCUUCUUAACAGAUAAAAAUGAAAAAUGGUAAAUUACAGCAAUUGAUGAGCCUCAGAUAUAACUAAUCUAUAGUUUAGAAUAUAGCUAUAUGAUCUAAAUGAAUGGUUCUAAAAUCUAAAAAACUGAUCACCUUGUGCCAUAUUUGUAAUUCGUAUUCAUGAACUGCUGGGUACUUGAGGACCCCUGCACAAACCUCCCAUUUGCAGUAAAAGUCUAUGCAAUAUAAACUAUUAUUGCAAAAUCAGCUAAUUGUUGGAGUAUGUAUGACCUUGUGGCAUUUACUUAUUAAAAUUACCUGGAAAAAUAAA